Callorhinus ursinus (northern fur seal) is the source of this 1474-nucleotide messenger RNA. The record is from RefSeq and is a predicted model, not a curated record. Lineage: Eukaryota; Metazoa; Chordata; Mammalia; Carnivora; Otariidae.
GAGCACAACCCUGCUUUAUGUAUUUACCAUCUGACCGCUGGUCUGUGCCCUGGGCCGCCCGUGCCAGCCCAAAGCGGCUGUGUCAGCAUCGGUUAUGGCCCAUGUUCCUCCUCGGGAAAAUCGACAGAGCUCGUAUCUGGGGCUAGCUUGGUGACUACGAAUGAGCAGCCUCUCCACCCUGGACCUCUGCUGCCUCCUCUGCCAAAGGCGCGUUUCACUUCCCCGCCUCCUCCAGCGCAUCUCCAGCAGGAGACAUCUCAAGGGGCCUGGGACAAUGCCAUCCUCCAUCACCUGGGGCCUCCUCCUGCUGGCAGGUCUGUGCUGCCUGGGCCCCCACUCCCUGGCUGAGCGUCUCCAGGGAGACGCUGUCCAGGACGCAGUUGCAUCCCAGCACGAUCAUGAGCACCACCAGGAGCCAGCCUGCCACAAGAUUGCCCCAAACCUGGCUGACUUCGCCUUCAGUAUGUACCGCCAGGUGGCUCGUGAGUCCAACACCACCAACAUCUUCUUCUCCCCCGUGGGCAUCACUACAGCCUUCGCCAUGCUCUCUCUGGGGGCCAAGGGUGACACUCAUGGCCAGAUCAUGGAGGGCCUCGGUUUCAACCUCACUGAGAGAGCAGAGAGUGAGGUCCACGAAGCCUUCCAGCAACUCCUCCGCACCCUUAACCACCCAGACAACCAGCUGCAGCUGACCACUGGCAAUCGUCUCUUCAUUACUGAGGGUAUGAAGCUACUGGAUAAGUUUUUGGAGGAUAUCAAGAACCUGUACCACUCAGAAGCCUCCUCUACCAACUUCAGGGACACUGAAGCGGCCAAGAAACAGAUCAAUGAUUAUGUAGAGAAGGGAACCCAAGGGAAAAUUGUGGAUUUGGUCCAAGAUCUUGACAAAGACACAGUUUUUGCUCUGGUGAAUUACAUUUUCUUUAAAGGUAAGAUGGGAAGAGCUCUGGGGACGGAUGGUCGUGAUGGUUGCACAACAACAUCAAUGUCCUUAGUACCGCUGAACUGUACACUUCAAAAUGGAUGGUGCACCCCACUCUGUUCUUCUGGCUACUGGUGGCCAGGCUGGGUCCUCAUGCCUGUGGCGAAGGGGCUCCUGACCAAGAAAAUCAUCCAAGACCUGUCGGCCUCCUCAACCUUCCUGAACAAUUCCCACUUUGCCUUCAGCCUGUACAGGCGGAUGGUGGCUGCGAACCCAGGCAAGAACAUCAUCUUCUCCCUGCUGAGCUUCUCCAUUCCCCUCACCCUGCUGGCUCUCCAAGCCAGGCCAGAAGUGCACACCCAGGUCCUAGAGGGUCUGGGCUUUCCCCUCACCCAGGUCCCAGACGACGGGGUCCACGCACACUGCAGCCAGCCACUCCUUGCCUCCCUGCGGCCCCUUGCGGCAUGCCGGCCAGACGUGGACAGCAUACCGUUUGUGGACCAGAAGUGGUACCUGGCACAAAGGUUUGUCGACAUUGCCCAGAACCUGUAG